Messenger RNA from Staurois parvus, 505 nucleotides. The record is from the annotation of a GenBank genome assembly. NCBI's taxonomy places the organism in Eukaryota, Metazoa, Chordata, Amphibia, Anura, Ranidae.
UAUUCUUUGGGCAGCUUUUAUUUCUCUCAUGUCUGUCCACUUUUUGUUAAUCUUUAUUAGAUCAUCUCCUGUACUGUGUCUGCAGUCUCUGGUCAUCUCCUGUACUGUGUCUGCAGUCUCUGGUCAUCUCCUGUACUGUGUCUGCAGUCUCUGGUCAUCUCCUGUACUAUGUCUGCAGUCUCUGGUCAUCUCCUGUACUAUGUCUGCAGUCUCUGGUCAUCUCCUGUACUGUGUCUGCAGUCUCUGGUCAUCUCCUGUACUGUGUCUGCAGUCUCUGGUCAUCUCCUGUACUAUGUCCGCAGUCUCUGGUCAUCUCCUGUACUAUGUCCGCAGUCUCUGGUCAUCUCUCCUGUACUGUGUCCGCAGUCUCUGGUCAUCUCCUGUACUGUGUCUGCAGUCUCUGGUCAUCUCCUGUACUGUGUCCGCAGUCUCUGGUCAUCUCCUGUACUGUGUCUGCAGUCUCUGGUCAUCUCCUGUACUGUGUCCGCAGUCUCUGGUCAUCUCC